This is a messenger RNA of Ostrea edulis (European flat oyster), 1805 nucleotides long. RefSeq names its product quinone reductase-like. Bases 1014 to 1667 code for a protein of 217 amino acids. NCBI's taxonomy places the organism in Eukaryota, Metazoa, Mollusca, Bivalvia, Ostreida, Ostreidae. Gene Ontology annotation, cellular component: cytosol. The record is from RefSeq and is a predicted model, not a curated record. Gene Ontology annotation, molecular function: oxidoreductase activity; FMN binding. The transcript is spliced from 4 exons.
ACACACACACACACAGAGAGAGACGUGACAUGUGUAAAAAUGUAUACAAUAAUUUUAGGAUGCAUGUCAAAUGUAGCUGAGUGCUUAAUAAAAAUGUUGAUAUACAACAUGUAGGUGUCACCAUGAUUCCUAGCACAUAGGUGGGUGCAAAUACGAAACUAAGACACGUGCCGGUCAGUUGCUGAAGAAAUUCCGGUGAAAACAUGCAUGGUCCAGCAAAAAGGUCUGUAGCUGAGAGGGAAGGUGGAUGGCCUCAUAUGAAAGAACCAAAGAAACUGUCCCUUGCCACCAAAACCAGCUCUCGAUCGUUCCCAGCGUUCGUUCACAGUUCCACUGGUGUAGCAGAACGUUUCGGAGGUCUGAAGCUCUUGAGUUUAGUAUUGGGGGGAUAAUUAUGAAGAUAAUUAUAUGGAUUGUGUACUGUCAAUUUUCAGCAACAUGUUUUACGCAAAAGCCGUGAAGACUGACCCCGUGGAUAAAUACACACUAUUUUUUAUACAUUGAUCGCUCUACAGUAGGAAAUAUUCGUUUAACGGCGAGGGAUAAUGUAAAAUUUGAUAGGGAAUGUGAACUCAUAUACCCUCCCAAAAAUCCACAUAACUAGUAAUAUACUAUAGCUUUCUAAAUAAAUUGUUAUUAACAUUUGAUGCAUGCAUAAACAAUACGACGUUCCACGUCCAACCCCUCUCCUUCUCCUGCAGAAAAGAAUGUCCCCCGCGCCUAUAAAAUAAAUAGCUCAUGAACCAACAUGAAACUCAAAACAUUUCAUUUGUCAUUUUGUUCUAGAACUUAAACUUUAAGAUUUUUAUCGAUAAAAACUCGCAUACAUAUUGUGCAUAAGGUGGAAUGAACACCCAUAGUCAAUUGAUAGAGCGGCAGUUCUGGUCUCUCUCAAUAUUUUCCCAGAGAGCGACAGAGCCUGUAUAGUUAUUACACGAUUAAUGUAAGUUACAGGCAGGCCGAGCGCUCUGAAUACAGCAGGCAUCUGUAGCUGUGCCGGAAUUAAAGGUUUUAUGUACAAACAGUAUAUCCGGAAUCUUACCGUGCAGAACGAGAAAGCUGAAAUGGCUAGCUCAGGGAAACUAAAAGUCCUACUGAUUCUGGGUAGCAUCAGAGACGGUCGACAGGGGCUAAGGGUUGCCAAAUUCAUGAGGAGAAAGUUGGUAGAGAGGAAUUUUGAUGUUAAGUUCUUUGAUCCGGUUGAAAUGAACUUUCCUAUGGUGACCAAGCCGGUCCAUUUUUUUGGUCCCGAGAGAACAAACGCUCCUAAAAUACUGGUAGAAAAUGAGAAAUUUGUCAAAGAGGCGGACGCUUACGUUCUUGUGUCUGCCGAGUAUAAUCACAACGUCCCUCCGGCACUGACCAAUCUACUGGACGCUUUUCCGGGCAGCGCUUACGCCUACAAACCAAGCGGCCUCGUCUGCUACUCAAUGGGUCCCUUUGGUGGAAUGCGAGCUGCUAUGGCCCUGAGAGCGAUCACGGGAGAACUUGGCUGCCUAAGUGUAUCAAAUAUUUUUGGAAUUCCCACAGUGCAACAUGCAUUUGAUGAAGAGGGCAAUCCGAAAAAUGAUCACAUGGAAUCUGGGGCCAAAAAAAUGUUGGAUCAAUUAGAAUGGAUGGCCCAUGCAAUGAAAAAUCAUCGAGACAAAGUCGGUCUUCCCAGUUAACAAGACAUAUUAUAUUUCAGCAUUACCUCAAAUAUCAUAUAUGAGUUAACCAUGACACCCCGAGUUAGUGAUUAGGUCCAAGUUUAAUAUUUUGUAAAUGUGUUUUAGAUUUUUACAAAAUAAAUUUAAUUUAUUCAU